This is a messenger RNA of Cordyceps militaris CM01, 2466 nucleotides long. RefSeq names its product stress activated MAP kinase interacting protein Sin1. The coding region runs from base 1 to 2466 and encodes 821 amino acids. The record is from RefSeq and is a predicted model, not a curated record. Gene Ontology annotation, biological process: TORC2 signaling. The transcript has 3 exons. Gene Ontology annotation, molecular function: phosphatidylinositol-4,5-bisphosphate binding. Lineage: Eukaryota; Fungi; Ascomycota; Sordariomycetes; Hypocreales; Cordycipitaceae. Gene Ontology annotation, cellular component: TORC2 complex; plasma membrane; cytoplasm.
AUGUCCGUCAUUCAAGUUGAAGAUCUCGUCUCCUACCAACUGCGAACGAGCUAUCUCAACGACAUUGCCGACGGCGUGGGCGAGCGCCUCCUCACCGUAAACGAGACCUUUAUCAACACAGCCCCCUUCAAAGCUGCGGGAUGGCGCCCGACGUCGAGCCACAAGCGGACGCAUUCUCCCCCGAUCCCCACGGCGAUUGCGUCGGAAUACUUUCAGGCCCCGCGCCAGCUCGGCCUAUCGCUCGAAGACGGCGAGGAUGAUGGGGGCAUGCUGACGCACGGCGGCGCCGACACCAUGGGCCCCGGCAUCGCCACUAAGAGGCGCAGGCGCCGAGAGCAGAUGGAGGAGGACGACAGCAGCGACCUCACCGACGAUAGCGAGGAGGAGCAGGAGCAGCGCGACGCGCAGCGAAUAAAGUUCGCCAAAAUGCCCCUCCGCAACCGCGCGGGGUCGUCGCCGCUGCAGAACACGGCCCUCAAGCAGCCCUUUGGGAGCACGUCACCGAGGCCGCCCCGCCGCGGCUCGCAGUCGGCACUGGAGACGGUCAAGGAGCGCACGCGAAGAGAUACUGUUACUAGCAGCGAGAUUUCUUCCGAGGGCGAGUUUGACGUUCCGCUUGCGCAAAGGCAUCGCGAGGCCGCACGGGCGGUGGCGCGCACGCUGAAGCUGCAGGACAAGAUUAACGAGGAACCCACGCCGGGCAUCAAACGCACCGACACAACAUUGUUACCAGAGGAGGAGGAAGACUCGGAGGAGGGGUCCGAUAUUUCAGAAGAUUACGUCGGAAGUAUCGACUCGGCUUCCAUCCUAAAUGUGGUUGAAACCGGCACUCCAACACACCCAGUGGUUGGUACCCCGCCGCGUAAUUACCGCAGACAAUCAACAGUACGAAAAUCACAGCUCCCAUCGGAGCCCGCAAAGCUGUCGGCCCUGCCGCCUCCUCGGCCUCUCAGCACUAUCCGACCUCUUAGCAUUAUACAGCCAGCAAGUCUUUUGACCCAGGCUUUGAAAGCCAAAGAGCACAAGCCAUCAAUACCGUUUCAAAAAUUUGCACACUAUAGCGGCCAGGGGACGCCGGGUUCCAUUGCUGUUCGAAUAUACCCAGCAUACGCUAAAACAGCAAGCAAGCCCUUCGAGGUGCCUAUUCGGCCACGUGUGAGCGACGGCCACGGCGCUGAACGAGCUGCGACCGUGGCAGACCUCAUCGGUCUAAGUUUGUAUCGAUAUAAUGAAGAGAAGAGAGAGCCUCGCCUGCCGCGCGACAGACUGAAUAUCAAUUGGUGGACACUACGAAUGGUAGAGGAGGGGGGUGAAGUAGACGACGAUUUCCCGCCGUUUGAGAGAACAAAGCCUCUCAUUUCCUUUACAACGGUCCACAAUGCCGGCAUGAGAGGCGGUGGUCGUAUGCGCGCCAACUCGAGAGCAUUUGAUGACUUUGCAUUGGUGCUUGCAGACGAGGACGAGUAUGAGACGAACAAGAGACUCACUCCACAGCAGGACGAAGAGGCUACGCCGCAGUCCGCUCCGGCAAACGAUCCAGAGGAAGCGCGCAAAGACGCACUACAGCCUGGUGUCGCCGCAAUGCAGGCAGCAGCCAGCCGGCCACGACAUAACCCUAUUAUGACGACUACUUAUCGUCCAAAUACGCCACUUGCCGAUGCGCCGCAGACGCCGAACAUCAUGCCGAAUACCAACAGAGGCCAGCAGAAACUACUUCGUGUGCACAUCAUGUCUUCUGACAUUGUACCUGGACAAAUGGUGACGGUUGAUGUGACGACUGAUACAUACCUCGAAGAAGUGCUCGAGAUGGUGUGUCGUAAGAGACAGCUUGACAAGGCCAAUCAUGUUCUCAAGCUACCAGGCUCGGGUGCUGUGGUCAUGAUUGAUCGGCCGGUCUCGUCGAUUGGCAACGUGUCGGACCUGGAGCUCUACCGGCGGCGGUUCGCGACGGACGGCCCGCUGACAAUGGCGGGAUCACCCAGCAGCGCGUCCCCGCGAUCCGGGGCCGCGACGUCACUGCCCGAGAGCCACAUGCUGCGGCGUGGUGGCAACAAGCAGCGCGGGGGCGCGGGCCCGAUCAUGGGCGUGCACCCCCUGGCGCGCGAGGCGCUGAAGCAGGACGAGCUGGGCAGCGACGGGGGCAAGAAGUACACGGUGUGGCGCAAGCAGCCGAUGCGGCUGGUGCUCAGCGAGCGGCUGCUGAUGAUUGACGGCGAGUACAUUCACAUUGUGCCAGCAUCGGCGGGCAAGGCGCUGCAGGACACGACGAGCAAGACGACGACGGUGCACUUCAGCAACGUGAUUGGAUGUAAAGUGGCGCGAAAGCAUCCGACCAAUGUCAAGCUGGUGGUGUACAAGGCAGCCGAGACGAAGCGCUAUGACUUUGAAGCGCGCAACGUCGACGAGGCGGCGGAAAUCGUCAGCGAGCUGAAAAGAGGCAUUGCUCCGUACAACCGAGACGUGUAA